Gadus chalcogrammus (walleye pollock) is the source of this 1229-nucleotide messenger RNA. RefSeq names its product transcobalamin-1-like. Gene Ontology annotation, biological process: cobalamin transport. Bases 262 to 699 code for a protein of 145 amino acids. The record is from RefSeq and is a predicted model, not a curated record. Gene Ontology annotation, molecular function: cobalamin binding. Lineage: Eukaryota; Metazoa; Chordata; Actinopteri; Gadiformes; Gadidae. The transcript is spliced from 6 exons.
CUGGGCCUCCGUGCAAUCACAACGCCGCGACCUCCAUUCAGACUUCUUAUAAUCAGGAUUUAAAAAUAGGGUUGUGUCGAGUGUGGACAGGAACCGUGGUGGAGACGUGUAUGAUCUGCUCUUCCUUCUACCAAUAACUGAGCACUCACUACCAGGGAGGUGUUCCGAGGAGCUCAAGCAGUGUGCGGAGCGGCUCCAAUAGACUAAGACUAGAGCGGCCCUCUGCAGUAUCCCAACACAAACCAGUACACUACCUACAGGAUGGACCUCAGACUGGCCAGUGCCUUGCUUCCCCUGGGCCUUCUGCUGCUCAUCAUCACACCGGGCACUUCAGCAGGGCCGGUGGGGGGGGCGGUUCCUAUCAGGGUGUCGGUGGAGGGACGCGGGCUGUCCAGCGAGGCUACGGGCUCCUACUCUGGCUCAGUGGUGGAGGGAGGGGUUCUGCUGGGGGCCCUCAAGAGACUGCAGCAGACGGAUCCAUCCUUUAGGUUCACGCUGAGGGAGGACCCCGACCACGGCCUGUUCCUGGAGAGUGUCAACGGAGUGGCGGGCAGCGGGCAGGCCCAGUCCUACUGGGAGCUGCUGUCGGCGGGCGCGCCAGGGGACCCCGCCCGGCUGGAUGCGGGUAUCGGCUGCUACAAGCCCAAAGCUGGUGAACACAUAAUUCUGCGUCUGAGCACCUGGUCCAAAGACUUAUAAACUAAUUCAUGGAUUGGGUUUGAUUUCAGUCUUUCAAGAAUAUAAGCAUAAAAUACUGUAUUUGUGAAUCUGCAGUAUAGCAUGCUGCACACAAGGAGAACAUGGACUCUGCUCGACUCAUGACCGCUUUAGACACGUGACCGUUGGGACUCUGCUUACUAGCGGCCUCUAGUGGCCCACAGGAGCUAUAGCGCUGAUGAUCAGACAAACAAAAUACGCUUACAGACAUAACAGACAAAUUACAGACAAUGAAAUAGAUUGUGUUUUGGGGAAUCUAGGUAAAUUAAAAAGCCUGGGUGUGUAUUUAAAUAAAUGCAUGCAAUGAAUAAAUGAUUACACAACAUAAACAUGACAUCAUUUAAUUGUCUUUUGCAUAUCUAAAACAUAUCUAACAUCAUAAUAAUAAUAAAAAAGCAAGAAAUGUCUGUCUCACAGCAGAAUAAUAAAUAUCUACAUAUCUGCAAAUCUCUCAUAGUGUCAAUUAUGUUUUAUGAGUUUCUUCUUAGUAAAAUCGUCCUAAUUACUAGCAU